AUGGGCCUAUUUAGUAAUAUUGAUAACAGUCAACAGGUUAAUGAUGAGUAUGUAAAGAAUAAGUUGAACCAACGUGAUAUAUUUUCGGAGACAUGGUUCAACUCCCACAAUGGAGACAGUUUGGAUGGGAAUCCCUUAGAGACACUUGCUGGGUGGCCAUUUGGAUCGCUAUAUGGUAAUGGAAUUAAUGUAGGUCCAACAAGUAUAACUACCGUCUCCCCAUUCGGGUCCAGAAACGAUAAUGAAUAUAUUCAUGGUGAUCAAAUCAAAGAGGAAGGUGUCACGGGUCUUUACAAUUACAAGACUCCCUCUGAUUCACAGUUUGCACAAUGCAUGGAUUCUCAAGGAUUAUCGGUAUGGGAUACGAAUGGUUGGUGGAGAUGUUUGUUCCCUCAAAACAUUAUCAAACAGAAUCUCCCAAAUUUACAAGAAACAGAAUCCGCUAUGAUUUUAUCGAAGCAAAAAGUUGAAAAUGAUGUUAAUCAUAAGUUUGGUUUAUAUUUUACAGAUUACACAAAGUAUUUACUAUGGAAAUCACAAAUGAACAAAAUCAUCAAUGAUAAACGUGAGAAAGAAAUUGAAAAUCCACAGAAACUUCAAACAAAUAAAUUUACUAACCAGAAAGACGAAAAUGAACCUGCUACCAUGACACCAGAAAGUCUCAUGUUAAGUGACGAUUCUGCCUUAUCUGCAUCCAAAAAGGAUAAAUCGAUUGUCGGCACAUCUGAAGUGCUCAGAUCAAGUAUGUCCAGUGAUGGAUUGACCGAAGAAACUAAAGAAUUGAAAACUUUUUACGAUGAUGGGUCUAUUAUAUUGAAGACAGAAAAGAAAGUGACACCGCAAGAUGGUGGUUCCCCUCGUUUGGAGACUCACGAAAGGGUCCUCAGACAAGGCAGGGACGAGUUAUCAAAAGGGUUCCCCUUCUGGUCACGUAAAAGAUAG
This is a messenger RNA of Maudiozyma barnettii, 942 nucleotides long. RefSeq names its product Mpm1p (gene MPM1). The coding region runs from base 1 to 942 and encodes 313 amino acids. The transcript has a single exon. The record is from RefSeq and is a predicted model, not a curated record. NCBI's taxonomy places the organism in Eukaryota, Fungi, Ascomycota, Saccharomycetes, Saccharomycetales, Saccharomycetaceae.